Messenger RNA from Eruca vesicaria subsp. sativa (arugula), 1206 nucleotides. The record is from the annotation of a GenBank genome assembly. Lineage: Eukaryota; Viridiplantae; Streptophyta; Magnoliopsida; Brassicales; Brassicaceae.
AUGGCUAAGAAGAAGAAAGGAAACUACUUCAAGCUCCUCUGUUUGCUCUUGCUCCUAUCUAGUUUGAUUCACACAGAUGCUUCCUUUAGUGUAGGAGGCGGCGUUGGAGUCGGAAUAGGCGGCGGUGUUGUCGGUGGCGGUGGAGUUUGGGUCGGCGGUGGUAACAGGAACACACCUCCAAGCAACGUGGCGUACAAUGCUCUCCAAACUUGGAAAACCGCUAUUACAGAGGAUCCUUCUGGUCUUCUUAAGACAUGGGUUGGAUCAGAUGUUUGUUCUUACAAAGGGGUUUUCUGUUCUGGUCAAUCUAUAACCGCCAUAGAUCUCAACCAUGCAAAUCUCAAGGGCACAAUCGUCAAAGACCUCGCUGACCUCUCUGACCUCAACAUACUUCAUCUCAACAGUAACAGAUUCUACGGCCAAGUCCCAGAGUCUUUCAAAGACUUAGACUCUCUCCAAGAGCUUGAUCUAAGCAACAACAGACUCUCUGGUCCUUUCCCUUUAGUCACAAUCUAUAUACCAAACCUGGUUUACCUCGAUCUCCGGUUUAAUAACUUCUCCGGUUACCUUCCUGAAGCUCUCUUCAACAAGAGACUAGACGCUAUCUUCCUCAACAACAACCAGUUCGAAGGAGAGAUCCCUAGGAACCUCGGGAACUCACCUGCCUCCGUGAUCAAUCUCGCUAACAACAGAUUCUCCGGCGAGAUUCCGACGAGUUUUAGCCUCACCGGUUCAAGAGUGAGAGAGGUUUUACUACUGAAUAACCAGUUAACCGGAUGUAUACCGGAAUCUGUAGGAAUGUUCUCACAGAUUGAAGUCUUUGACGUGAGCUACAACUCCUUGAUGGGUCAUGUCCCCGACACGAUCUCCUGCCUGUCGGAGAUUGAAAUAUUGAAUCUUGCUCACAAUAGAUUCUCCGGGGAGGUUCCUGACUUGGUCUGCUCGUUGAGGAGUUUGAUAAACCUCACGGUUGCGUUUAAUUUCUUCUCCGGGAUUAGCUCUGAAUGCUCAAGAGUUAGCUUCGGGUUUGACUUCGCCGGGAACUGUAUACCCGGAAGAAACUCGCAGCGGCCGGAGCCGGUUUGUUCUGGUUACUCCGGUGGCGGGUUGAGCUGUUAUAGGACGCCCGUGCAGCCUCUGGCUUGCGCUGGGAUAAGCGUGGGGCUUAAAGAGAAGUUCAGUCGCUACACUUCGUCUCAUCCAUGA